AUGGUCACCUUCUGCCAGCAGCCCACUGGGUUUGUUGACCUGGCACUUCCCGACCACGUGUGCCUGCUUUCGCGGUCUUUGUACGAACUCAAGCAGGCUCCGCGCGCUUGGUACCAGCGCAUCACGGCGUUUCUACACCAGCUUGGGUUCCGUUCCACCCGCUCGGACGCGUCGCUCUUCGUCUAUCAUCAGGGCUCUGACACGGCCUACUUGCUGCUCUAUGUCGACAACAUCAUCCUGACGGCAUGUACAGCUGGCCUCCUCAGCCAGCUCACUGAUCGUCUUCGCGCUCAGUUUGCCAUCAAGGACUUGGGUCCUUUGCACUACUUCCUCGGUGUUGAGGUGGCGCGACGUCCGGAUGGCUUCUUUCUUCAUCAGCAGAAGUAUGCUCAUGAGCUCCUGGAUCGUGCUGGCAUGCUUAACUGCAAGCCCACCGCUACGCCUGUUGGUACGAAGGCCAAGCUCUCUGCCUCGGAUGGUUCUCCCGCUUCGGAUGCUGCAUUUUACCGGUCCAUCGUUGGUGCUCUCCAGUAUCUCACUCUGACUCGACCAGAGAUUCAGUACGCCAUACAGCAGGUGUGUCUUCAUAUGCAUGCUCCUCGGGAUGUUCACUGGGCCGCUGUCAAGCAGAUUCUUCGCUAUGUCUGCGGCACUAUGGAGCUCGGCAUCACGCUCUCCGCCUCCGCCGACACCGCCCUCACCGCCUAUACCGAUGCAGACUGGGCGGGCUGCCCUGACACUCGUCGCUCCACCUCGGGCUAUUGUGUCCUCCUUGGACCAUCACUCAUAUCAUGGUCGUCCAAGCGGCAGCCUACUGCCUCUCGCUCCAGUGCUGAGGCUGAGUAUCGUGCGGUGGCCAACGUCGUCGCCGAGUGUUCUUGGCUUCGCCAGUUGCUCCAGGAGCUCUCUUGUCCUGUGGAUCGUGCUACGGUGGUCUACUGUGACAACGUCUCGGCUGUCUACCUCUACGCCAACCCGAUAUCAUGA
This is a messenger RNA of Aegilops tauschii subsp. strangulata, 987 nucleotides long. Lineage: Eukaryota; Viridiplantae; Streptophyta; Magnoliopsida; Poales; Poaceae. The record is from RefSeq and is a predicted model, not a curated record.